CACCCCGCACUAUCCCUCGUGACAUAACAGUCCACUAUAACGCGACUAAAUUAAUUUUAAAACCUGCUCCGCCCGGCAGUGGCAUUAAGGCUAGUGAAAUGCUCGCUACGUUAUGUAAAUAUUUAGAAAUCAAGGAUGUCAGCAUCAAAAUAAUCGGUUCACGUAAUAAAUUAAAUGUUAUGCGAGCGGCAUUUUUAGCCUUUGAUGAACUUACAGGAAAAAAAUAUGACGGUCAUGUUCGUUCGGGUUUUGAAGGCGGACAAACUGAAGUAGCACGGCGUUUUCCCAAGCGGGGCGGCGGAUUCAGACCCGAUCGAAUUGUUUAUCAAGUAAUUAAUUUAGCCCAAUUAGAGGCAGAUGAGAAAAUAACCAACGGCCAGACGGUCGACUUCACGCAAGAAAAAUCUCCU
This is a messenger RNA of Racocetra persica, 410 nucleotides long. The record is from the annotation of a GenBank genome assembly. NCBI's taxonomy places the organism in Eukaryota, Fungi, Glomeromycota, Glomeromycetes, Diversisporales, Gigasporaceae.